AAGAGUACCUAUUACACAGCUUGUUAUGUUGUUUUUUUGCAUAUUUCUAUAUAGAUUUGGGUCCACCUUUUUCCUCUCUCUCUCUCUCUCUCUCUCACUCCAUUGUCAUAACUCAUAAGGGUGUGACAGAAUCUACGAAAUUAACAAGGGAAGAAACCAAAGCAAAUCAAAAGGAUAAGUGUAUUUUCGUUUUACUACUACACUAACACACCUUUCUGAUUCCUGAAAAGCACUUCACCUUUUUCUGCACCUUCUCACGUGCUCUGCUUAUAUUACUUACCCUUUUUCCAAUAUUUCACCUUUUUCUCUUCAAAAAUAUGCAUCAACAUUUUUUGCUAUAAAUGAAUACAUGAAGAUUCAAGAUUGAAGAUUAAUUCUUGUGUUUUUACAAUGGCUUUAGAAACUCUUUCAUCAUCUAAUAAUGAUUUUUCAAACUUCAUUAUCUAUGACACAAUUUCAGCAACUCCAUUUAGUACUACAACAACAGAGUCUCAUAAUAAUAUUUGUUUCUUGGAAAAUAGAAUGAACAAUGAGCUUGCAUUUGAUCAUAACAACAAUAACUAUGAUGUGAUGAUGAAGAAUAGAAAACGGCAAUGUUCAAGAGAGAAUGAAGAAGAAGAAGAAGAAGAAAGAAUUGGAAAUAGCAAACAAAUGGUGCAAGGGAGAAAAAAGAGGAGAAGGAAACCAAGAGUUUGUAAGAACAAAGAAGAGGCAGAGACACAGAGAAUCACUCACAUUACUGUUGAGAGAAAUCGUAGGAAACAGAUGAAUGAACAUCUUGCUGUUCUUCGUUCACUCAUGCCUGAAUCUUAUGUCCAAAGGGGUGACCAAGCCUCAAUAGUAGGAGGGGCCAUAGAGUUUGUAAAGGAGCUAGAACACCUCUUACAAUCACUUGAAGCUAAAAAGCUACAACUAUUACAACAAGAAGUAGCACAAAGCAAUGAAGAUGACACAUCCAUUUCAAAACUCAUGAUAAGACCACCUUUUGCACAAUUUUUUGUGUAUCCUCAAUACACAUGGUCCCAAAAUCCUAACAAAUACACAUCAAAGACCAAAGCUGCCAUAGCUGAUAUCGAGGUUACAUUAAUCGAGACUCAUGCAAAUCUUAGAAUCCUCACUAGGAGAAGAACAGGACAACUAACAAAAUUGGUGGCUGGUUUUCAAACACUCUUCCUCACUAUCCUUCAUCUCAAUGUCACUACCAUUGACCCUUUGGUAUUCUACUCUAUUAGUGCCAAGGUUGAAGAAGGAUUCCAACUUGGUUCAGUAGACGGUAUUGCAACAGCAGUUCAUCACAUACUUGGAAGAAUUGAGGAAGAAACUUCACUUUGCUGUUAAUAAGGUUCAGUGAAUGACCAAAUUAACCCUCAACCCACGUCUAGAGAUGUCUUCUUGAGUUUUUUUGUUUUUUUGUUAGUUUGGUGUUAAUGUUAAGUAUAGACUAUAGUAGCUGUUCAUUGUGCUUUGGUUUUGUUUGGGAACGGUUUCUACAAAAAAAUCGACAUAUUAGGGUUGAAACCUAAUGGGAAAAAAAAUGCUGACCUAGUUUUUCUUGUUUGCAGUUUAGUUCUAUUGUCCUCUUCAAUGGCCCAAUAUAUCAACGUCAUUUUUACGGCAAGGGGUUGAUAAUCAAUAAUAUUUUUUCUCCUUGGCUUUGAAAUA
This is a messenger RNA of Cicer arietinum (chickpea), 1662 nucleotides long. RefSeq names its product transcription factor bHLH71. Lineage: Eukaryota; Viridiplantae; Streptophyta; Magnoliopsida; Fabales; Fabaceae. Gene Ontology annotation, biological process: guard cell differentiation; positive regulation of DNA-templated transcription; stomatal complex development. The record is from RefSeq and is a predicted model, not a curated record. Gene Ontology annotation, molecular function: DNA-binding transcription factor activity; protein dimerization activity. Gene Ontology annotation, cellular component: nucleus.